This is a messenger RNA of Hevea brasiliensis (rubber tree), 7879 nucleotides long. RefSeq names its product protein CHROMATIN REMODELING 4. The record is from RefSeq and is a predicted model, not a curated record. Gene Ontology annotation, molecular function: DNA binding; ATP binding; ATP-dependent chromatin remodeler activity. The transcript is spliced from 11 exons. Bases 690 to 7676 code for a protein of 2328 amino acids. Gene Ontology annotation, cellular component: nucleus; chromatin. Gene Ontology annotation, biological process: negative regulation of transcription by RNA polymerase II; chromatin remodeling. Lineage: Eukaryota; Viridiplantae; Streptophyta; Magnoliopsida; Malpighiales; Euphorbiaceae.
AAAGAAGCCGCCAUAAGGAGAAGCCUUCCAUAGUUCUUCGAUCAACCAAAACACAGAGCCAUAGGAAAGCAGAAAUCACACCAAAAUGGUAACCAUAAAAAACCCAAGUCAGCCAUUGCUUUAUCUCUUCUUUCUCUCUGUUUAUGGAGAGAUUUCCCAAGUUUGGGAAGAGGGGAAAUGAGAGGGAAAAGAAAAAAAAAAAAAAAAGCUCAAAGGAGAAUUCGGCAAACAUGAGCUCUGGUUUAUCCACGUGGCGCCAUAUCAGUGGUUAGGUGCUUUUGAGGGGGCUGCUUUCCCUCUCUGUCUCUCUCUCUCAUGCGCUGCCAUGUCAGAAGUGUAAACCCCGUCCUUUGCCCCGGCGAAUCCGUAUCGUAUGCUUCUCUCUCUAAAAAAAGCUCUCUUCCUCCCUCUAAAAGUAUUGAUUGUCUCUCUCUUGUGUAGCCUCAAUUCUCUGUCUCUCUCUUUCUAUUUAUUUUCAUUUGUUGGCGUGUGUUCGUGUUUCCCUCUUUUCUCUCUCUUCCUCGUAUCUCUCAUAUUGUUCUUCUGCUUCUAUGCCCUAAUUUCUCUGUAUAUCUCUACCCACUGUUUUUUUCUUUCAGUCUCUUAAAAUCUGGUAAUACACCACCCUUUGUAUUGAUUUUUGGUUCUGAACAAAAGAUUGUUCCGAAUGUAAUGCGGAGGAUUGAGAGAUGAAGGAUAGUGGUUCAACUACUAAUAAAAUGAUAAACAGAAACUGGGUCUUGAAGCGCAAGCGAAAAAAGCUUUUGUAUGGACGAGUCGUUACCAAUGGUAAAGAAGAGAAGUUAGCAGCCCUGGAAUCUCCCAGGAGUACUGCAGCUGCUAAACGCAGGCCAAAGAGUGAACUAAGUUCAGAUUUAUCUUCAUUCAAGAAGAAAGGAAAUGAUGGGUAUUACUAUGAAUGUGUGAUCUGUGAUCUUGGUGGCAACUUGUUGUGUUGUGAUAGCUGUCCUAGUGUCUACCAUCUUCAGUGCCUUGAUCCACCUCUUAAGCGCAUUCCAAUGGGGAAGUGGCAAUGCCCACAGUGCUGUCAAAAGAAUGAUCCGCUCAAGUCCAUUACCCAACUGGAUUCCAUUUCAAAGCGGGCAAGAACAAAAAUUGUUACAACAAAUUCUAAGACUGGAGGUAGGCCAUCUGACACUGACAAAGUGUCCCGGAUUUUUGGAAGCUCGAUUCUCUCCAAACGAAGGUCCUCCAGCAAAGGAAAAUCUGUGUUAACUUUUGGAGUUAAAUCCUGUGAAAAGGAACCAGAUUCUUCCUUGGACGAAUCUAGUAGCACCAAGCCUAGUGAUCCAUCCCUUGGUGUUUCUAUAGAUGGUACCUCAUCAUGUGUGAAUGCUGAUGAUGCAAAGAAACCUGAUGUGUCGCCACCUGCGUCACCUGCAGACAAGAAUUCAAUUUCUAUUGCUGAGGAAACAUUGUCUCAUUCUAAACUUAAAAAGUCUGGGCCAAAUGAUGAAGCAUCUGAUAGAAAGCGUGACUUGUCUUGUAAUAAUGGGUCUCCAAGAAACAAAAUUGUACUUGCAAUUUGUGCUGCCACUGAGAAAGAUAGAAAAAGAAAACAUGAAGGCAAUGGCAACAGCAUAAAGAAGCAUAGGAUUGACAAGGGACAACGUACUUCUAAGAAAUGGGGAUCAAAAGCCAAUAAUACAUCCUCUGGAAGUAGUAAAUUGCACCAGAAAAGGAAAACUGGUACUUAUGGGGUUUCUGCAUCUUUAUCAGAGAAUGAUGUUGGACCCAAGAGCUUAGAUGCCCAGGGAAAGAAUGAGAAGCUUCCUGAGGAACUUGUGCACCCAUCAGAUGAGGCAGGUAAAGCUGGGGGUGGUGUGGAUGAAACACGAAUAUGUGAAGAUACUAUCCUUGAACUUCAACAGGUUGAUCGGGUUUUGGGAUGUCGAAUUCAAGGUGAUAAUUCUAGUUCUUCACGCAAUGCCUCUUUGAUUGCUACAGAUGACCUACCCUCUGAGGAAUUGCUUAUUCCAGAAACACAAAAUAGAGAGGAAAACUCUAUUUGUGAUAUUGAUUCAGAUGUAUUAGUUGCUGAAAAUCUUGCAGGGGGCUCUCCAGGCUUCAACCAAAGUUGUGACAGGGGAGAAAGCAUGAAGAAUGACAUUAGAGUGGACAAAAUAAAUGUAUAUAAAAGAUCUGCUGGUAAAGAUUGUAAAGGAGGAAAUGUUAAGGAUUUAGCUGGGAAAGAUGACAAGUAUUCAGGUUCUAAAGGCCUAAAUGAUAAAGAUCAAGAUGAGUCUGCAGAAAGUGUAGAAGAUUUUGUAAAACAACAUGAAAAGGUGCUGACAGAAAACAUUGAUGUUUCUUUGAAAAGUCAAGAUACAAGUGAAGUUUCCAAAGAUUGUGGACCACAUUUAUCUCCUGAAACCAAAGUUAGAGAAGAAGCAGAUAUGGAAAUGAAAAUGAGUGGUGUUGAUGAAAAUAAAGUUCAGGAGCCUGCCAAGAUGGAACCAGCAUGCGCUAAUGGGGAGACAACAUCAUAUGAAUUCUUAGUUAAAUGGGUGGGUAAGUCUCAUAUACACAAUAGUUGGAUUUCUGAAUCUCGACUGAAAGUUCUUGCAAAAAGAAAACUAGAAAAUUACAAGGCAAAGUAUGGAACAGCUGUAAUAAAUAUAUGUGAGGAAAAGUGGAAGCAGCCUCAGCGUAUAAUUGCUCUCCGUGCUUCCAGAGAUGGUACAAAGGAAGCUUUUGUGAAAUGGACUGGUCUUCCUUAUGAUGAAUGCACUUGGGAAAGAUUGGAUGAACCUGUUCUGUCAAAAUCUCCACAUAUGAUUGAUGUGUUUAAUCAGUUAGAGCAGAAAACACUGGAAAAAGAUGCAACGUCAAAUGAUCUGAAUAAGUGGAGGGGUGAUGGUCAUCAAAAUGAGAUAGUUACUCUCACGGAACAACCUAAGGAGCUAAAAGGAGGCACCUUGUUUCCUCAUCAGCUUGAAGCGUUGAAUUGGUUGCGUAAAUGCUGGAACAAAUUCAAAAAUGUGAUCCUUGCUGAUGAGAUGGGGCUUGGGAAAACAGUAUCGGCUUGUGCCUUUAUUUCAUCACUGUAUUUUGAGUUUAAAGCUUCUUUGCCUUGUUUGGUCUUAGUUCCACUUUCCACUAUGCCAAACUGGCUUGCUGAGUUUGCGUUAUGGGCUCCUAACUUAAAUGUUGUAGAAUAUCAUGGGUGUGCAAAAGCAAGGGCUAUAAUUCGCCAAUAUGAAUGGCAUGCUAGUGAUCCAAAUGAGAUGAAUAAGAAAACUGCUUCUUACAAAUUUAAUGUUCUUUUAACUACUUAUGAAAUGGUUCUUGCCGACUCCUCCUAUUUGCGUGGAGUUCCAUGGGAAGUGCUUGUGGUUGAUGAGGGUCACCGUCUAAAGAAUUCAGGAAGUAAGCUGUUCAGCUUGCUCAAUGCAUUUUCUUUUCAACAUCGUGUUCUCUUGACUGGUACCCCUCUUCAAAAUAACAUUGGUGAGAUGUACAAUUUACUUAAUUUCUUACAGCCAGCUUCGUUCCCUUCUCUAUCUUCAUUUGAGGAGAAAUUUAAUGAUCUUACAACUGCUGAAAAAGUGGACGAAUUGAAAAAACUUGUUGCUCCACAUAUGCUUCGACGGCUUAAAAAGGAUGCCAUGCAAAAUAUCCCUCCCAAGACAGAACGAAUGGUUCCUGUUGAGUUGACUUCUAUCCAAGCUGAAUACUAUCGUGCAAUGCUAACAAAGAACUAUCAGGUAUUGCGGAAUAUUGGAAAAGGCGUUGCUCAGCAAUCAAUGCUGAACAUUGUAAUGCAGUUGAGAAAGAUUUGCAAUCAUCCAUACCUCAUACCGGGUACUGAGCCUGAUUCUGGGUCAGUAGAAUUCCUUCAUGAAAUGCGAAUAAAAGCUUCAGCGAAACUGACUCUGCUACAUUCCAUGCUAAAAGCAUUAUAUAAGGAAGGUCAUAGGGUUCUUAUUUUCUCGCAGAUGACCAAACUUCUGGAUAUCCUUGAAGAUUAUUUAACUAUAGAGUUUGGGCCUAAAACAUACGACAGAGUGGACGGAUCUGUAUCCGUCAGUGAUCGUCAGGCAGCAAUUGCACGUUUCAACCAAGAUAAAAGCCGAUUUGUGUUCUUGUUAUCAACACGCUCGUGUGGCCUUGGAAUCAAUUUGGCAACAGCUGAUACUGUCAUUAUUUAUGAUUCUGAUUUCAACCCACAUGCUGACAUCCAAGCAAUGAACAGGGCGCAUCGAAUUGGACAAUCAAAUAGACUUCUGGUGUAUCGACUUGUUGUUCGUGCCAGUGUUGAAGAGCGCAUCUUGCAGCUUGCCAAAAAGAAACUGAUGCUUGACCAGCUUUUUGUGAAUAAGUCUGGAUCUCAGAAGGAAGUGGAAGAUAUUCUACGAUGGGGAACGGAGGAACUUUUUAGUGAUUCUUCUAGCAUUAAUGUGAAAGAUACUGGUGAAAGUAAUAGCAACAGAGAUGAGGCAGUAAUAGAUAUAGAGCAAAAGCAGAGGAAAAGGGGUGGUGGUCUUGGGGAUGUGUACAAGGAUAAAUGUACAGAUGGCAGCAACAAGAUUGUCUGGGAUGAAAAUGCAAUUGUGAAAUUGCUUGACCGUUCAAACCUUCAGUCUGGGAUAGCUGAUGUUGCUGAAAUGGACUUUGAGAAUGACAUGCUUGGAUCGGUAAAGUCUGUGGAAUGGAAUGAUGAAACAGCAGAAGAGCAAGUUGGGGCUGAAUCACCUCCUGUUGUGGCUGAUGAUAUUUGUGGACAAAAUCCUGACAACAAGGAGGAUAAUGUGGUCACUAGUACUGAAGAAAAUGAAUGGGACAGGCUUCUGCGCUCAAGAUGGAUGAAAUAUCAAAAUGAGGAGGAAGCAGCACUUGGUCGAGGAAAGCGCCAGAGGAAGGCUGUUUCUUACAGGGAAGCAUAUGCUCCACAUCCAAGUGAAACAUUGAGUGAGAGUGGUGGUGAAGAUGAACGGGUCCCAGAGCCAGAGCCAGAGCUAGAGCGGGAAUAUACACCAGCUGGACGAGCACUGAAAGUGAAGUAUGCUAGGCUUCGCGCUAGACAGAAAGAACGGCUUGCUCAGCGGAAUGCUAUUGAAGAAUACUGCCUCAAUGAGGGUCUUUCUGUACCCGACUCACUGCCUAAGCCUCAUCAUCCUCCCACCAAUGAGAGAGACAAGGAUCGAGCAAUGGAUUUAGUUCAACAAGUCGGAGAAAAGUCUUCAGUAUUUGACUUGGAGGAUAAUAAAUUCCCCCAGUCAUUGGAUACACCAAAGAGCAAGGCUGACUCAACGUUAAGGCUGGGUCGGAUAUCAAAGCAUAAAAUGAGCAGUCAUCUGGACCAUUCUGUUAAUUCUCAUGGUCACCCUUCUCCUGACAUCAACCUUGCAAGUCAACAAAAUCAGGGCACAGGCCAUGCAAACUACAACUUAUUACCAGUUCUGGGUCUGUGUGCUCCCAACGCUAAUCAGUUAGAUUCAUCACAUCGAAAUUCAUCAAGAUCCAGUAGCAGACAAAACAAGCCAGCUACUGGACCAGAGUUUCCUUUCAGUCUACAUUCCUCUAGAACUUCAAUCGAGACCGAUUUAAAGUGGAAGGAGAUUAAUGCAUCAGCUGAAGUCUUGCAAAAGCACCUUAAAAGUAGUUUGUCAGAUGGUUGGCUUCCAUUUAGUCCGUGUCCUCCAACUGUACCACAAGGGAGAAGUUCUGAUUGUUUGGAGAGUUCCAGUUCUAGUUUUGCUGAUUUCCAGGAAAAAAUGUCAAUCCCAAAUUUACCUUUUGAUGAAAAGUUGCUGUCCAGAUUCUCACUACCUUCUAAAAGCAUGCCAACUCCACACCCUGACUUAUUACCUAGCUUAUCACUUGGUGGCAGACUUGAAGCUGUAAAUGACUCUAUACGAGAUCUUUCAGCAAUGCCUUUGUUGCCCAAUUUGAAAUUCCCCUCUCAGGAUGCAUCAAUAUACAAUCAGCUAGACAAGGAAGUGCCUCCCACACUGGGUUUGGGUCAGAUACCAUCUACCUUUCCACCAUUACCUGAAAACCAUAGGAAGGUACUUGAAAACAUAAUGAUGAGGACUGGGUCUGGAUCAAAUAACUUGUAUAGAAAGAAAUCGAGAAUAGAUGGCUGGUCUGAAGAUGAACUUGAUUUCCUGUGGAUUGGUGUUCGUAGACAUGGAAGGGGUAAUUGGGAUGAGAUGCUUAGAGACCCCAGGUUAAAAUUUUCGAAGUAUAAAACUAGACAAGAUUUGGCAGCUAGGUGGGAAGAGGAGCAACUGAAGAUCUUGGAUGCACCAGCCUUUUCAGGGCCAAAGGCAAUUAAACCUACAAAAUCUUCCAGAUCAUCCUUGUUCCCAAGUAUUCCGGAAGGAAUGAUGGCACGGGCAUUGCAUGGUAGUAGACUUGCUACACCACCAAAAUUUCACUCCCAUUUGACAGACAUGAAACUGGGCUUUGGUGACCUGUCUUCGAGUAUGCCGCAUUUCGAGCUGUCAGAUCAACAUAGGCUGAAUGAGCAUUUCGGGCCUAUUCCAACUUGGAAUCCUGACAAAUUUCGCACAAAUUUUGCUGGAGAUUCUUCUGCUGGACCCUCUACCUUGAGUGUUUCUAGUGGAAUGCCAUUUCUGCUCAAUUCUUUUGGAGCAAGCAACUUAGGCUCUCAGGGUUUGAAUGGCUCUAGCAGCUUUGAUUUACAGCGGGAGGAACAUGGCAACAUGAAGUAUGGGAAGUUGCCCAGUCUUCUGGAUAGGUCACUAAAUAGAUUGCCUGAUUCCCAAAAUAAUGUUGGAAAUGGAGAAUCCAGUAGUUCAGCUUUAUUCCAAGACCAUGAUAAUGGGAUAAAUAUUUUGCAUUCGAAAGGGAAAGAAAUAGUUGGAAGCAGUUCUUCAAAGAAUAAGCUACCCCAUUGGCUUAGAGAAGCUGUAAGUGCUCCUGCUAAACCGUCAGAACCAGACCUGCCACCCACUGUAUCAGCUAUAGCUCAAUCAGUUCGUGUACUAUAUGGAGAAACUAAGCCAACAAUUCCUCCUUUUGUUAUACCGGGUCCACCUCCAUCCCAACCGAAGGAUCCAAGACGAACUCUGAAGAAGAAAAAAAAGCGGAGAUCAGAUAUUUUCAGGCAGUUCCCUCAAGACAUUGCGGGAAGCAUGCAGAAUUUUAAAAGAAGCAUUCAGGGCAGCAGUGUUGCUUCAUCCUCUGUUCAGUCAGCCCAAACUUUCCAACCGCCUGGAACUUCAGGACUUGCAUGGGAUGAAUCUGAUCCAAAUUCUCGUUUCCCUAAUAUAAACAUGCUGCACUGUUUGACAUCAUCUUCUUAUUUAAAUCUACCAAAGAAAACAAGCAUGGGCUUGUCCCCGUCUCCUGAAGUUCUUCAACUGGUAGCUUCCUGUGUGGCCCCAGGCCCCCACUUGUCAUCUAGUUCAGGCCUGACAAGCACUAGCUUUAAUGAGAGCAAGCACCUCUUGCCAAAAUCUGUCAACCAUGUAGAAGUUUUGGAUUCACAAGGUGCUGUGGAGGAUAUGCAGAGCUUGCCUCCUGAUUCAAAGGUCAUGCUCGCAGAAAACAAACCAAGCCAACCUGAUAGUGGUGAUUCUAGCAAGACUCGGUUGGAUUCUUCUCAGACUGAAGAGCCUGAUGUAGAGGCGAUAUCAUCUGAGGGAACGGUAUCAGAUCACCAUGUGAGUGAGCAUGAACCAUAGCUAUAAUACAAAAUGAAAUGUUCGGACAUUAUUAUUCUUUCAGGCCACUGGAGUUCCAGGUAUUGCAUUUCAGUUAUGCGCUCGAAUUUUUGUAGGCAUGAUGUAAUGAGUGAUGACUAGCGUACAUAGGAUCAUGUAGACAUCUUUUGUAAAGUUACUUUAAGAGAAAAUGAAAUGCAAAGUGUUUCUGCUUGGUAUUGGUA